Messenger RNA from Kluyveromyces lactis, 927 nucleotides. RefSeq names its product Yhm2p (gene YHM2). Gene Ontology annotation, cellular component: mitochondrion. Lineage: Eukaryota; Fungi; Ascomycota; Saccharomycetes; Saccharomycetales; Saccharomycetaceae. Gene Ontology annotation, molecular function: tricarboxylate secondary active transmembrane transporter activity. Gene Ontology annotation, biological process: alpha-ketoglutarate transport; mitochondrial citrate transmembrane transport. The transcript has a single exon. Bases 1 to 927 code for a protein of 308 amino acids. The record is from RefSeq and is a predicted model, not a curated record.
AUGUCAUCCCAGCCAGUUGAAUUGAAGAAGAAGCCAAUUUCAUUCUCCAACAUUUUGUUGGGAGCCGGUUUGAAUAUGUGUGAAGUGACUACUUUAGGUCAGCCAUUAGAAGUGGUCAAGACCACUAUGGCAGCUAAUAGACAAUUCACGUUUUUCCAAGCCAUUAAUCACAUUUGGUCUCGUGGUGGUGUAUUUGGGUUCUACCAAGGGUUGAUUCCAUGGGCAUGGAUUGAAGCAUCUACUAAGGGUGCUGUGCUAUUGUUCGUAUCUGCAGAAGCUGAAUAUCACUUUAAGAAAUUGGGAUUGAACAAUUUCGGUGCUGGUAUCAUGGGUGGUGUUUCUGGUGGUGUAGCACAAGCAUAUUUGACAAUGGGUUUCUGUACUUGUAUGAAGACUGUUGAAAUUACCAAGCACAAGAGUGCUGCUGCAGGUGCUAAGCAAUCAUCUUGGGCUGCCUUCAAGGAAAUUUACAACAAGGAAGGUAUCAGGGGUAUUAACAAGGGUGUCAAUGCUGUUGCCAUCAGACAAAUGACCAACUGGGGUUCUCGUUUCGGUUUCUCUAGAUUGGUCGAAGAAGGUUUGAGAAAAUUCACUGGUAAGACUAAUCCAGAUGAUAAAUUAACUGCAUUGGAAAAGAUCUUCGCUUCCGCCAUCGGUGGUGGUUUGUCUGCUUGGAACCAACCUAUCGAAGUUAUCAGAGUUGAGAUGCAAUCUAAGACCAAUGAUCCAAACAGGCCAAAGGAUUUAACUGUGGGCAAAGCCUUCAGAUACAUUUACCAAUCUAACGGUGUUAAGGGUCUAUACCGUGGGGUCACUCCAAGAAUUGGUUUAGGUAUCUGGCAAACCGUGUUUAUGGUUGGUUGUGGUGACAUUGCAAGAGAAUUUGUCGGCAAGUUGACCGGUGAAACUCCAGUUGCUAAGCAUUAA